AAGACAUUAUAGUUUCUCACGGAUUCCGUUUACGCACGCGGCUCCGCAGGUUUCUACCCACUCCACUCUUCCCCUUCUUGUUUUUUUUUUCUUUUUUCUUCCUCACUCCCCCUCUUUGCCGUCUCCACCCCAGAUUCCCGUGCAGUUUUUCCCAAUCCCAAACACUUAAUUGAGCAAUUGGGAUUCCUCACGUGUGGGCUGAUUUGUAGUUUGAACACGUGGCUCAUUCAAAAAAAGGAAAAGAAAAAAAAAAGCCGGAGAUUUUUUUCUUCUUUCUUCUUAUUCUAGGCUCUAGACUUAGAGGCGGGCGCCAACCUUACCGUGUGUGUGACAUUCUCUGUCUCUUUGCCAAGCUUUUUUUUUGAAGGGGGGGAAGACACAAAGUAGUUUCUCCUCCUUUUUUUCCACCCAGCCCGCCAUCGUUUGGAGACACGAGAUUAAUAAUUGAGCAUUUAUUUAUUGCGCGAUAGUGACAGUGGGGCGAGGGAGCGCAAACGCACGGAGAAGCUUGCCAGUUUAAAUCUAUCUGUGGCUCUCAAACGACCGGGAAGCACGCCGCCGCUCCACAGUACAGUAAAGGCGAUUCGGGCGACUCCAAACACCGCGUCUCUCCCCACUCAGCGUCAAGACUGUCCCUGAUUUCGGCGUGGACCAUGAAUAAGCUAUACAUUGGUAACGUGAGCGCGGAGGCGAGCGAGGAGGACUUGGAAACUAUCUUUAAGCAGUGGAAGAUUCCGCACAGUGGUCCGUUUCUAGUCAAGACCGGCUAUGCGUUUGUGGAUUGCCCGGACGAGAAGACCGCAAUGAGGGCCAUCGAUGUUCUCUCAGGUAAAGUUGAACUUCACGGAAAAGUUCUGGAAGUAGAGCACUCGGUUCCUAAACGUCAAAGGAGCUGUAAGCUGCAGAUCAGGAACAUCCCGCCUCACAUGCAGUGGGAGGUUCUGGACGGUAUGCUUGCUCAGUACGGUGCAGUAGAGAGCUGUGAACAAGUAAACACUGAUACAGAAACUGCCGUUGUCAGUGUUCGAUAUGCAACCAAGGACCAAGCGAGGCUUGCGAUGGAGAAGCUGAACGGAUCCAUGAUGGAGAACUUCGCCUUGAAAGUGUCUUAUAUCCCAGAUGAAACGGCUGCACCAGAAGGUCCUUCUGCGGGCGGCAGGAGGACCUUCAACUCUCGUGGACCUCCUCGUUCAGGUUCUCCUGGUCUGGGAGCACGGCCCAAAGUCCAGUCAGACAUCCCGCUGCGCAUGCUGGUCCCCACGCAGUUUGUAGGGGCGAUCAUCGGCAAGGAGGGCGCCACUAUCCGCAACAUCACCAAGCAGACCCACUCAAAGAUCGACAUCCAUAGGAAGGAGAACGCAGGUGCAGCGGAGAAGCCCAUCACAAUCCACUCCACCCCAGAAGGCUGCUCAAACGCUUGCACGACCAUCAUGGAGAUCAUGCAGAAGGAAGCCCUCGACACAAAGUUCACUGAGGAGAUUCCACUGAAGAUCCUCGCACACAACAACUUUGUAGGAAGAUUAAUUGGAAAAGAAGGACGCAACCUGAAGAAAAUCGAGCAGGACACGGGGACCAAGAUCACCAUCUCACCGUUGCAGGAUCUCACCCUCUACAACCCAGAGCGGACUAUCACAAUAAAGGGCUCCAUCGAGGCGUGCUCAAGUGCAGAGCAGGAGGUGAUGAAGAAAAUCCGGGAGUCGUACGAGAGCGACAUGGCUGCUAUGAACCUCCAGUCCAACCUCAUUCCAGGCUUGAAUUUGAAUGCGUUGGGUUUGUUCCCCAGCGGAGCACCAGGCAUGGGUCCUUCAAUGUCCAAUGUCCCGCCCCCUGGAGCGCUUGGCGGAUGGAAUCCCGUCCUGGACGCAUUUUCACACAAAACCUACAUUAUUUUUGCCCCUGAUGCGAGUUCUUUGCAUCAAAAUGCCCAGGGACAACCGGAGUCGGAGACCGUUCACCUGUUCAUCCCUGCACUAGCAGUGGGAGCCAUCAUCGGAAAACAGGGUCAGCACAUCAAACAGCUGUCACAUUUUGCAGGAGCCUCAAUCAAGAUUGCUCCUGCAGAAGGAAUGGAUGCCAAGCAGAGGAUGGUCAUCAUUGUUGGACCUCCAGAGGCUCAGUUUAAGGCCCAGUGUCGUAUAUUUGGCAAACUAAAAGAAGAGAACUUCUUUGGACCCAAGGAGGAGGUGAAGCUGGAAGCGCAUAUCAAAGUUCCCUCGUUUGCUGCGGGACGCGUCAUUGGAAAGGGUGGAAAAACGGUAAACGAGCUUCAGAAUUUGACCUGUGCUGAGGUGGUGGUGCCCAGGGACCAGACGCCCGAUGAGAACGACCAGGUCAUUGUAAAGAUUAGCGGACACUUCUUCGCGUGCCAGCUGGCUCAGAGGAAGAUUCAGGAGAUCCUGACUCAGGUGAGGAGGCAGCAGCAGCCCAAGUCUCCAUCAGGAACCCAACCUCCGCUGCCUCGCAGGAAGUAAUGGUCCAGUGGAUCCGGAGGAAUGGUGACUGAAUCUGUCUCAAGACUCGACAGAUGGACAGAUGCAGCAGAGUCCGAAGGGGAAGAAAGCAACAGUGGGUCCUCACGCUCAUCUCAGGGGUCAGAGGUUAUGGAAACCAAACAUCCACCCCUUCCUGAUUUACUUGAUGGACUUUGAAGUGUGGCAAAUAAGACCUUGUGCCUCUAAGGCUCCACCCACUUCACCUCUCUGCAUCUUUGUGAGAAUGUACUUCUGAGGGCUCCCAACAUCUCCCGCCCUCACGUGUGCACACCCCUCGAUCGCUCUCGUCCCCCACGGGUGUGUGCAUUUUUUAUUUUAUUUUAUUUCAUUUUGUUCUUUUACUCUAGAAACAGAAGAAACCCCCCCUUCGGUCACCCCUAUGGUGUGGUACCUUAAACAUGACGAGAUGUUUUGACUUCAGAUUUAGUUUUUCUUUUAGCGUUGAAUUGGUUCAAGCUUUCUCAUGAGUUUUCUCUGUAAGGAUGAAACGGCAUUGCUAGGUCCUGGUCGGACCAACGGGGGUUUAUUUGGGGGGAGGGUUGGCUCUGGCUGGGUGGGCCACGUUUAGGGGAAAGAUUCUUGUUUUAGGACAGGACCCCUGAGAAAAGGUGGAUUAUAAAUCGGGCGUCCUGCCCUCAUAAUGAUAGUGGCAUUUUUAAAGAAAAAAAAAAUUCGGAUGCAUUUUAUAGAUAGAACUAUAUAAAUAGAUCGAUAUAAAUAUAUAUAUUUAGAAAAGGCAGCGCUACGACUGACACUUUGGGAAAUUGUGCCGAACUGCUGCUGCCCAGAAAAACCAAUUUAAUAUGCAUUUUGUUUAACUACCUCAGGAUCUAGUACCUCAGAAGAAAAGAAAAGAAAAAGAUUAUAUAUAAAAAAGUUCCUUUCUUUUUAUUUUAUUUUAUUUUUUUUUUUUGGUAUUUUGUAUACUUUAUAAAGCUGUUAGUCUUUGAACAUUUUUAUUUUUUUAAGAAAAUUAAAAAUUUUGGUCAGCUGCCAACUGACCUUGCCUUCAACUCUGGUGCUUUAGGUGGCGGGCGUCGUACAUGUGUACGUGUGACUUGAGACGACCCCGUACAUAAAGUCUAUUUGUACAUAACGGCCCUGAAGCGAGAGUUGGCGCCCCUCAUCUGGCGGCUGACAGGAGUUAGAGAGAAAAAUUGCCUCAGUUUUUCCCCCUGAGGGUCCACCGUCUUUUCUUUUCUUUGAAGAAAAAGAACAAAACAGCUAAACACAUGCUAGUAAUGCCAACCACACGUAUUCGCAGCAAUGCCAAUUCAUUUCAGUUUACUAUUGGUACUUUUUAUUUGACAAAGUCCUUCUUUAAAUUUUGGCCUGCAGCUCAGACCGUAAGACCGAUGGGUCCUCCCUGUAGCUGUCGUCAGCAUCUUUUUGUUUUCCUUCGGGUCUGUUGUUCCCAGGUCACUUGCGUCUGCCUUGACGAAGCCAAACUAGGUUUGUUUUUCCGUAGGAACCAAGUGGCAUGAGUACCUGGCCAUCACGUCAACAUUAAUGUCACUCACUGCACGGUGAGGGUAGGGGGAGUCGCAUCAAUUUAUGUAGUUUUUGCUCUUUAGGAACAUGAUUUUUGACCUUCUGUCUUCUACAAAUGAUUUUUUGUUGCUCAUGCAGGGGAAACAAGCUAGAAAACGAACCCCGACUUCCAAAACCUAAAAAAAAAUAAGAAAUAAAAAAGGAAUCUACAUAAUUUCAUUUGUUUCCAUGUGGAAUGUAAAUAUGAUUGAUUGUGGUGAAAGUGCUCGAGUGUAUCCAUGCUUCCACAGUAGAACGCAGUCUACCUCAGCUGAGGGGGUGGGGUGGGGGGGUAGUUGUGGCUCUAAUCUCCUCACCCCGCCCCCACUGAGUGCCAGCGCGCACCAAUACCUCAGUCCCAUGUACACUUCUUUCUACCUGGGCGCGCCACCAUGCUUAACUGAGGGGCACAAGUGAUACUUAAUUACCCAGCAUCCCCUGUGUUACUUCCUCCCUCCCCUCUUCCAGUUUGUUUUGAUCUACCUCUUUAGACACAUAUUCGAAUUAGAGGCAUUCUUCUAUUUGUUAGUUUAUCCCCCCGAUAAGAGAACGUCCCGACUUGUUUAGAGUAACUGAAAGUGGUAGAAAUGUUUUCAUUUGCCAGUGUUUUUAGAACUGCUCCUCAGGGCUCCAUGUGUGGAGUCCUCUGCUUUCUGUUGUUGGUGCUGUGGCUUACAUGUAUUUGAACUCUUUGCUUUUCUGUUUUCCUCCUGUAUGAAAUUCAAAUCACUUGUUUUAAUUUUGCUUUCAAUAGUUGUUGCAAGAAGAACCUUUUCUGAUUUUUAAGGCUUCAAAAUAAAAGUCCUUUUGGUUUUUU
This is a messenger RNA of Nothobranchius furzeri (turquoise killifish), 4839 nucleotides long. NCBI's taxonomy places the organism in Eukaryota, Metazoa, Chordata, Actinopteri, Cyprinodontiformes, Nothobranchiidae. The record is from RefSeq and is a predicted model, not a curated record.